Molecule: messenger RNA, 1237 nt
Organism: Panthera uncia (snow leopard)
Lineage: Eukaryota; Metazoa; Chordata; Mammalia; Carnivora; Felidae
Product: testisin-like
Exons: 6
Coding region: 16-1143 (375 amino acids)
Biological process (GO): proteolysis
Molecular function (GO): serine-type endopeptidase activity
Source: RefSeq, a predicted model, not a curated record
GCGGCAGAGGCGGCCAUGGGCGCGCGCGUCCGGGCGCUGCUGCUGGCGCAGCUGUUGGUGCGAGCGGGGCUCCGGGGACAGGGCGUUCAGGAUCUGGACCGGCCGUUUCCAGGUAAGGCGCCCGGGACGCGCGCCUCCCCGCGCAGGGCACCUGAGCCGGAGCGCAAGGGGCGCCUCAUCUUGUCCUCUCCCCGCCCAGGUCUCGAGAACUCGUCGUUGCUCACGUGGCCCUGCGGCCGCCGAACCGUUUCGACGACGCGCGUGGUGGGCGGCAAGGACUCGGAGCUGGGGCGCUGGCCGUGGCAGGGCAGUCUGCGCUUGUGGGGCGCCCACCACUGCGGCGCCAGCCUGCUCAACCGCCGCUGGGUGCUGUCGGCCGCGCACUGCUUUGAAAAGCACACUGAUCCCUUUGAGUGGUCCGUGCAGUUUGGCGAGCUGUCUGCCUCACCGUCCAUCUGGAACCUGGAGGCCUACCACAACCGAUACCAGGUGGAGGAGAUCAUUUUGAACCCCAUGUAUCUGGGGGCGUCAUCCUCUGACAUCGCCCUGCUGAAGCUGUCCUCCUCCGUCACCUACAAUAAGUACAUCCACCCCGUCUGUGUUGCGGCCUCUUCCUCUGAGUUCCAGAACCAGACUGACUGCUGGGUGACGGGCUGGGGGAACAUCGGAGAAGAUCAAGUUCUGCCGCCUCCUUACCGUCUCCAGGAAGCACAGGUGUCCAUCAUAAACAACUCCAGGUGCGACUUCCUGUUCCGACGUCCCGGUGUCCUCAGUUAUGACCCGGAUGACAUGAUCUGUGCUGGCUCUGAGAAUGGCCAACGUGACGCCUGCAAACUGUCCCUGCCUCUCCGCCAGCCCCUCACCUGCCCCCUGCCCCGCCAAGCCUGGCUCACCCGCGCCGCUCCCCAGGGUGACUCCGGUGGCCCCUUGGCCUGCGAAAAGAGAGGUGUGUGGAUUCAGGUUGGCAUCGUGAGCUGGGGAUCGGGCUGCGGUAGACCCAACCGGCCCGGGGUCUACACCAACGUCAGUAGGCACUUCAACUGGAUCCGGACGCUGAUGGCCCGCGGCGCCCCCAGGCCAGUCCCCUCUCGGCUGCUCCUGCCCCUCGCUGUGCUCUGGGCCGGGCUCCCGCAGCCGGCCUGAGCCCAACGGAGUCCUGAGAGCUGGGGCCAUCUGUUGAGCCAGGCCCCGUCCCCCACCUCGUCCCUUUUCUAAUAAACUCCUUAGCGUGUUGGAA